GUAAAACACCAAAGAGUGUUUUGUAAUCCCAUCAAAAUUUUCAGUCGUAAACACCUCGUACCUAAAACGAAAAUCAAUAUUCCACGAAAAUUUAAUCAGCAUUAAGAGCAAAUCAUGACCGGGCGGAAUCGGAACCAGGUGACGAAGCUCGAAACCACCAUCGAGCAGUGCCGCGGCGAAGGCAAAUGGUCCCGGGUCAUCGAACUGGCCGACGAGCUCAAAUCGGGCUACCCGCAAGUUGAGAGUUUGGCCAACUUCCUAAUGGGGGAAGGUAAGCUGGAAAGCUAUCUGGAGGAACAUCCGCCGAUUGAGGACAAUGUGCUGAAGGCGAGACUGGGGCUGACGGACGCCAAACGGUAUCUGAAUUCGGUGAUUGGCGAAAGCGGAAAGAAGGCUGGGAUUGCUCUGGAUGCGCAUCUGUUGCUGGCGAAGCUGUUCUUUGCCUGCGGCCAGUACGACGAGUCGCUGCAGAGCUUUGUCCUGGCCGAGUUGAAUACGCUGUCGGAGAAGCAUCUGUCGCCACGAAGCAUUCGAAUCCUGGCGGAAUCCUACGCCAUCAAGGGCAUGUGCCUGGAGAAGAAAGGCGCCAAAGCACCGUCCAAAUUCAAGCAAGCGGAACAGGAAGCGGAGAUGAUCACGUGUUUUGAGCGGGCGGCUGAUUUGGGAAUUUUAUAUCUGCAAGGUCAGCAACAGCAACAACAGCAGCAGCAACAACAACAACAGCUACAACAGCAGGACAGUGGCGGCAGUCAGGUGGAGGUCCGUCAGGUGGGUGCCGUGCUGGAGACGGGGCUGCAGCGGGCGCCAAUUGUCCUUAUCAAGACGGGAAAGCUGCAGAAUGCGAUCGAUCGGUACAGGGUUAUGCUGAAUGCAGUGGAGACGAAGGCAACCCAGACGCUGAGACUGACGCUGGCCAGGCAGUUGGCCGAAGUGCUGCUGAGGGGAGUGUCCGGAACGAUCUAUACUCCUCCGACCGGGUUGGGGUCCGGUAAAGGCGGAAACAAGAACAAGAGCUUGUGGGAGCCGAAGAAGUACUUGGCCCGGCAGCAAUUCAUUCCGAGGAACCAGCACGAGGAGACGAUACUGUUGCUUCUGAUUGCGGAAGCGCUGGCCGUGAGAGACGCUGUCCUGUCACAGAGUCCGGAGUUCAAGGAAGCAAGAAUCCAUUCGCUGGGCAACGCAACGGCAAUCUAUGAUCUAAUGACAUUGGCCACGGUGCGCUGGAAUCAGGUCGGGUUGCUGCAUGACUCCUUGGAAAAAGCAUUGAAAUUCGCCUUCGGGGAGAGCCACGUCUGGAAGCAGUACGCCGUCUGUUUGAUUUCCAUGGGUCGGUACAAGCACGCGGUUUGUGCCUUGAAGGAACAUUCCAAGCUGGAACCGAUGGACAGCUUGAGUUGCCUGAUGGCUGCCCGACUGUGCUAUGAACAUCUGGAUCAAAUCAAGGAAGGGCUGGCCUUUGCCGAACAAGCACUGGCCAAAGAGGUUAAAGCAUUGAGGCGUUCUCGUGCUCAGCUCUACGUAGGAAUCGGUCUGCAACAGGUGGCGGUUUCUUCGACUCUGGUCUCAGAAAAAGAUCGUUAUAACAAGCUUGCCUUCGAAGCACUAGAGAAAGCGGUUUUCCUGGAUCCCCAUGAUCACCUGGCAGAAUACUACCUGGCAUGUCAGCAUGCCUUCAACUAUAACAUCACCGAAGCUCUGCUCCACAUCACAAACGCAUUGUCCCUCCGGGCGGAACACGCCUCCAGUUUGCACCUGUUUGGCCUUCUCCUAACGGCCAACCGUCGUCCCAAAGAGGCCCUAGCCGUCGUCCAGGACGCGACCGAAGAAUUCCCGGACAAUCUGAAUCUGCUGCACGUCAAAGCUCACCUCGAACUAUAUCUGAAAGACGUCGAAACGGCGCUGGAAACGGUCCAGCAGAUGCUCGCCAUCUGGCGGGAGGUGUACGAGGUGCAGCUGGCCAAUGCCGGCAGUGGGCUGGAGCACGAUCACGAGAAGCACUCCGACACCAGGAGCGUGCUGCAGAUGCAAACGUCGCAGAUGUCCGACAAGGAUUCGAAUUCGAUUCAUGCGGCUUCGCUGGCUGCCUCCCGCAUAGAGCACGCCCUCAGCGAAGCGGCCAGUUCGCUGAGUUCGUUUAGCCCCCGUCCCGGUCCCCAGAAGGCCUGGAUGAUUCAGUUCAAAAUUUGGCUUCUGCUCGCGGACGUCUACCUGGCCAUCGAACAGCCCAACGAGGCCGUCAACUGCAUCCAGGAGGCGAGCCUGAUCAACCCGGUGUCCCAUCAGGUCAUGUACAUGCGCGGUUUGAUACACAUCUACCAGCAGCAGUGGGCGGACGCCAAGCAGUGCUUCCUGAAUGCCGUAUCGGCCAAUCCGUACCACACGGAUGCCCUGCGUGCCCUGGGUGAGGCCCAUCUCACCCUUGGUGAACCACGGCUUGCCGAAAAGACCCUCAAGGAUGCCGCCCGGAUCGAUCCCAACUGUCCGAAGAUUUGGUUCCUACUGGGUCGAGUGAUGGAAAGUCUUGGCGAUUAUGCGGCUUCGGCCGAUUGUAUGGCUACGGCUCUGCAGCUGGAACCGUCCUGUCCGGUGCUACCGUUCACCUCGAUUGCACUGGUGUUUGACUAAUGAGGGAAAGAACGCUGUAGUAGUUUCGUUGACUAAUUAUAAGAACUGGGUUAAAUUGGGUGUCUGAUGUUAUAGUUCCAUAGUACGGUGGUGUCAAAACUGGCUUCUAAAAAGAAGCCCUAAUAAUUGCGUGUAAAGUAUAUUGGACAUGUUCAUAUUUUUUCGUUUACUUCUUGACUAUUUUGGUAAGUAUGAAUGUAUGUAGUAUAGGUAAUAUUGGAAUUCUGUGAUUGUUAACUCGUCAUUGUAUAGCGCAUUGGUAUGUGCAUUUAUUCAUUAAAGUAUUAAGGCAAAGUGUAUGUAUUGCUAUCAAUCAACUAAAAAAUAUAUCAGCAUUAUAAGUGUAAAUAA
This is a messenger RNA of Aedes albopictus (Asian tiger mosquito), 2976 nucleotides long. RefSeq names its product tetratricopeptide repeat protein 7B (gene Ttc7). The record is from RefSeq and is a predicted model, not a curated record. The transcript has 6 exons. NCBI's taxonomy places the organism in Eukaryota, Metazoa, Arthropoda, Insecta, Diptera, Culicidae. Bases 115 to 2625 code for a protein of 836 amino acids. Gene Ontology annotation, molecular function: protein binding. Gene Ontology annotation, cellular component: plasma membrane. Gene Ontology annotation, biological process: phosphatidylinositol phosphate biosynthetic process; protein localization to plasma membrane.